ACCUGACUCAUCUUUCUCUAACAGGUAAAUUCAUAUUGAUUUAUCAUAUAUUAGAUCAGGACCUUUCACCGGGAAGAUUCUUCACGUCAGAUCAAAGAGCAAAAGAGAUUUAGGCCUUCUAAAAAUACCAGUGUGUUCAUAGUAAGACAGCACGUUUCUAGUUGUAAGUAGAUUAUGUCAGUUUACCUGCGAGGAGAAUGCAGCGCGGCACGUUUGCCUCAGUUAUCGUGGCCAUUUUCAUAUGAUCAGAACUGUGAGUUUUGGACAAAGACUGUGUUUCAGUAUGGGUCAAAUUCAAAGUGAUGAAGAUAUGGAAGUGGAACUAUCAGACAUCCAGCCUCUUUAUACCAAAUUCAUGAGAGAGUGCCCAAGUGGAGCCCUGCAUCUUCAUGAAUUCCGCAAGAUCUUCGGAAUUCAGAGCACAUCAGAAGAUGAGGCUUUGUACAUAGAAACCCUCUUCAAAUCUUUUGACACAAACAGGGAUGAUGUUAUAGACUUUAUGGAAUUUGUAGCAGCCAUCCACCUGGUUCUGAGAGGCAAACUGGAGGACAGAUUGAAAUGGUCUUUUAAAGUUUAUGACAGAGAUGACAAUGGAAAGUUGGACAGGCAAGAGGUCAAACGUGUUAUAAAGAUAAUUUGCCAACUUCAGAAAAACCACAUCAACAUGACACCCAGUGACAUUUGCGAUAGGAUAUUCGAACAUUUGGAUGAAAACAAAGAUGGUCAAAUAUCCCUGUCAGAGUUCAUGGAAGGGGCAAAAAAAGAGGCCUCAAUUAUGGACCUCUUAAAACUGGACACUAAUGCACGUGGCUGGUUCAGGGAAAACUGGGGGAAAAAAAACAUGAGUUUUCAAUAAGGUCAAGACCCAUGGGCCAAAACCUGCUUGACCUUUUACAAUCUUUCAAAUGUUGGCAGCUGCAAAUGGGAGAGACCUGGUAUGGAGGUCAGAAAAUAUUUGCCUUCUGUCACAAGCGACGUGCGUGCCUCACCAUUGAGCACAUUGAUGUUCAACCAGUCCGCAUGUGUAAAACCAACUCACACUUUCUUCUUUGUCUGGUGCUGAUACUGAUAUUCAAAUACCCAAAAAUUACAUUAAGAGAACUAUAACCAUGUUCUGCAGUAAGUUUUACUAUUUAACCCAUUUGUAUCCAUUGUAAGUAAGAAGCCUUUAUUUUUUAUUACAUUAUUUAUUUGUCUUUACAGUACAUCUGUAAUCUUACUGUUUAACCCAAUUUUAUGUAAAGAAAAAAAAAUCACUUAUAUUUCACUUGUAUUAUUACAGUGCUGAUUUUUAUGCCAUAAAAUAUACAGUGUGUCUAUUUUAUUUAUUUAUGUUCAUACAGUACAUAUGCAAUUUUACUAUGUAAAAACAAUCACUUAUAUUUCACUUGUAUUAUUACAGUGCUGAUUUUUAUACCAUAAACUAUACAGUGUGUCUAUAUUAUUUAUUUAUGUUCAUAUAGUACAUAUGUAAUUUUACUA
Cyprinus carpio (common carp) is the source of this 1482-nucleotide messenger RNA. Its product is annotated as guanylyl cyclase-activating protein 2-like. Lineage: Eukaryota; Metazoa; Chordata; Actinopteri; Cypriniformes; Cyprinidae. Gene Ontology annotation, molecular function: calcium ion binding; calcium sensitive guanylate cyclase activator activity. The record is from RefSeq and is a predicted model, not a curated record. The coding region runs from base 242 to 856 and encodes 204 amino acids. Gene Ontology annotation, cellular component: photoreceptor inner segment; cone photoreceptor outer segment. Gene Ontology annotation, biological process: visual perception. The transcript has 4 exons.